UAAUAAUAAUAAUAAUAAUAAUAAUAAUAAGUUAUACUUUAUUAAUCCUGUGAGGAGAAAUUCUGUUUUACACUCUGUUUAAUGAACAUUUACUCUUUAUUGACGAUGGUUAUAUAAAGUGUAACCAUAUUUUCUUUAUAAGCAUAGGGGAACAAUGUCAUUCUGUGAUGUAUUACAGGACCUGAUGAAGCGCCCGGUCAGACAUGAAACGUUGUGUUCUUCAAUGCGUAUAGCUAAUCCAUAAGUAUAUCUUUGGGAGCCACAGUGUUUUCAGUGUCUUUGUGCAUCAUAUCCUGUAUAAACCAACACAAAGGAUUCCAGAGUGCUACAUGUUAAACCUUGUUUGUGAAAAUAUUCAACAAAUCAAAAUAUGAUGUAUUUAUGUUUUGCAGGUAUUAAUGACACUGCUUUAAAUAAGACCUGGUGUCAGGCUCUUCAAUACUGCAGUCAAAACCACACUGACUUCAACAGCAGCGGGGCUGUUGGAAUCAUAAACAACACCAGCUUUUGGAUCGCACUCGAUACAUGGGAGUGGCAGGACAACGGCUGCUCUUCAUUCAGAGAAUGGGGGUUGAAAAACCCUUUCCCUGCAGAAUGCACACGUGUGGAUAGUAAUGAAAUAGGCCUUGCACGAAUAACUGAACAUGGUUGUGAUAGUGAAGCGAACACUUUCUGUGCCAAUGGUACUGUGAGGAUCAAAGUCAUUCAAAAUCCUUUAACUUGGGAGGAGGCAUAUGAUUACUGUAACGAACACCACUCCCGUCUGCUGUGGAUCAGAGAUGAAUACGAUCAGAAGGCUGUUGAACAAUGGCUUAAUUACACCGUUGAAGAGGGUAACUUCUGGAUUGGUCUGCGACAAAGUCGGGUCUUUGGAUUCUGGAUUUGGACCAGUGAUACGACAGUGGGGUUCUCCAAAUGGAAGGAUGGCAAAAUGCCUCAGCUACCCAUGUCUGAGCACUGUGGGGUCUUUGACAACACUGACUGGGAGUGGCAUGAUUUCAACUGUUCAGAACAGCUUCCUUUUCUUUGUGAGGAGGACAUUGUAUACAUCAAGAAAUAGUUAUCAAGCUUUGCUCAUGAGAAUAGAUUCUAAUGUAGAGGUAAUCAAGAGCUGAUUAUUGUGGUGAAAGACAGCGACAUUACCCUCUGCUUAAAUUUAGUAUGGGUUCUUCAUGGCUUCAGGUUUUCCCUUGAUCACUAAAACGUUAUUCUGACGUUUGAAAGGUUUUAUACUUGACAUUUCACAUGCAAGUGUUUAUAAAAAGCAUUGUUCUUUCUAUUGUUGUUGCUGAUAUAUUCAUUUGUGUAACAGUUGUUAAUAUUGCUAUCGGUGUUUUUGUUGUUAGGAUCACUUAUUCUAAAGAAAAGGACUUAUAUGUAUGCAUUUGAUUUGAUAAUGAUGUAAUCUCAUGGAAAAAGUGAGAACAAAUAUAUAUCUGGAUUUUCUUUUUUUUUUUCUACAUUAAGGUUUGUAAUGUGUGACCACUUCCCCUGUUGAUAUUUGUGAAGUUACUCACUCUGUCCCACUGUGUCAUCUCAACCAAUCCAGUCAACAUUUUCGGAUAAUAAAACCCAUCUGUUUGUAUGUUUGUAUGUAAUCCGACCACAUUUCCUGAUCCAUUCAAAAUUGAGAGACAAUUUUUGCAUUUGUUUUUAGUUAUAGCUUCAAACUAAAUCUAAAUAUUUUUAAGGCGAUUUUAUGUUGGACUCUUUUGGUUGAAAUUGCAUUUUGAUGCACUUAGGUGUAUUAGAAGAUGGGUGCUGUGUAUUUGCUUCUAGAUACUCUGCUUGUAUGACUUUAUGCAUAUACUAUUGAAAUAAACUACUGGAAAUUCA
Messenger RNA from Labrus mixtus (cuckoo wrasse), 1836 nucleotides. Its product is annotated as secretory phospholipase A2 receptor-like. The record is from RefSeq and is a predicted model, not a curated record. The coding region runs from base 371 to 1060 and encodes 229 amino acids. NCBI's taxonomy places the organism in Eukaryota, Metazoa, Chordata, Actinopteri, Labriformes, Labridae. The transcript has 3 exons.